Molecule: messenger RNA, 1016 nt
Organism: Poeciliopsis prolifica (blackstripe livebearer)
Lineage: Eukaryota; Metazoa; Chordata; Actinopteri; Cyprinodontiformes; Poeciliidae
Product: transmembrane protein 272-like
Exons: 5
Source: RefSeq, a predicted model, not a curated record
CAGGAGUCUGCUCCGUCCGUCACCUAGCUCCCUCCCGCACAUUAGGGAGAGGCUCUCGCUCUCGACACACCGACGACCCAGAAGAAACCAAAACUUCUGACUGAACUGCAGGUUAGCGUCACCAUCCCUGAAGAUGAGUGACAUCAAAAACCCCCAUCCGGCUGUACUGGGAGUCUCAAAGGCGAUUCUCUGCGUCAUGCCCAUUGCCUUCAUUGCAGUCGGGGUGGUAUACCGCAACGAGUGUCCAGUCCAGGAGAAGAUCCCCAUCUACCUGAUCGUGUCGGGGGUCUUCACCAUCGUUCUCAACCUCCUGUCUUGCCUCCCCGGCUCACGCUCCACCAAAGAUGCACCGCAAACAACGACGGGCCACCUUCUCAACGUCUGAAACUCGCUGGUGUCUUUGUUCCUCUUCUGCUGGUUCAUUACAGGCAACAUUUGGAUCUACUCCAUUUAUCAGCCCGAGUACAACAAGAACGCCACCGACGUGUCGCGCUACUGUAACAAGACGCUCUACCUGUUCGCCUUCUGGAACACCACGCUGGUCUACAUCCUGGGGAUUCUGUUCGUGCUCACCGGCUGCUGCGUCUUCCUCUGCUUCUUCCUGUGCGGCCGGGCCGACUCCGACGACGACGCCAACCAGCCGGCCUGAGAGAGACCGCGGCGAGAACUGGAGCCGCGGUGCUUCGAGCGUGACUGGAGCUGUUGGCUUCUGCUGUGCGAAAACAACUUAUUAUAAUAAUCCAAGUUUGAAAAGGAGAGUAAAUAUUCAGUUUAGUGACUUUUAUUUGUUUAUGGCUGUUGAAUCUCUAUGCCUCCCAACCUUUGUGCGUUUUUAACACCGGCUGUGUGCAUUUUUGUUCAUUUUUGCUGUAUUUCGUCUACCACUGUGAAUCAAUGAAUGAAUCUAUUGUUUGUUUGGACUGCGGUGCUGAAAGAUAUGUUUGGUGGGUUGUUUACAUCUUAAGCUUUUUUUUUACCAAGACCAAGAGGAAAUCAUAAAACAUCUCUUUAAUUUA